AUGGCAGUUGACGUGGCAUCCAUGUCGGUGGAGGAGCUGGAGGCUGUGUGGCUGAGGCGAGCUGGCAUGAGGAGCGACCUGAGUGUGACUAUACCGGGGAUGACUGCACCAGGAGUGACUGAGUCAUCCACUGAGGACCCUGAUUCUGGUCGCAACCACAUCGACAUCGUGGGCUUGCCCGGAGGAGAAAGGGCCUUCAAGCAGGUCGCCAGCUUUUGCUACGGGAUGGAUUUCAAGAUCUCACCACUUGAUGCUCCUGCCCUCGCCUGUGCUGCCGCAUUCCUGGGAAUGAAGGAUGACUCGCGCAAGGGCAUGGGCAAGUACCGAGUGAACCUGCUGUCGUUCGCUGCUGCAGCCAUGGCAGGCAUGCUCAAACACGCCGAUGCUGCCCUUGCUGUACUCAGAGGCUGUGCGGGCCUGCUGGCUGAAGCAGACGCCCUGGGAAUCGUGGAUGAGGCAACAGACAGGCUGGCGGACCAUGCAGUUACCAGUCACAACCUCUGCACCACACCCAUUCAUACCAGUGACGGCAUUGCUCUCCUGCCUCUCGACAUCUUCCUUCGCCUUCUGGCCAAGUUCAAGGAAAAGAAUCUGCCCGAGAAGGAAAACGGCAGCGCAAUCGCCUUCUAUGCACAGCACAACCUGCCCGACCCAAAAUCCCUUGCUGCCCUCUCUUACUCCGACCCUCCCCCUCCCCACUCCUCGUCCACCUCCUCUUCCUCCGCCUCCUCUCUCUCCCCCGCGCACUACCGUCGGGUUCUGGAGGGCCUGACAGCAGCGUUGCCUGCUGCUGCUGCCAGUGUGCCCAUGCAACCGCUGCUGGGGCUGCUGCGUUGUGCUAUUGUGCUCAACGCAAGUGAAGGGGUCAAGGCCACCCUGCAGCGUCGGGCAGGAGCGCUCUUCACCGAUGCAUCGCUGGACGAUCUGCUCAUGCUGGAGACCAGUGACGUGCAGGUGAGGUUUGGUGAGGUGGGGAGUGGUGCAGAGGGAUUGAGCGCACUGGCCUGCGGUAGUGGUGGAGCACUAAGCAUGUUCCACUCCUUUCCCCUGUCAUUCCCCCCUCUUCCCCGCUACUCCCUCUCCCCUCUUCAGGGUCUGCUGCACGGCAUGUUCCACUCCUUUCCCCUGUCAUUCCCCCCUCUCCCGCUCCCUCUCAGCAUGUUCCACUCCUUUCCCCUGUCAUUCCCCCCUCUCCCGCUCCCUCUCAGCAUGUUCCACUCCUUUCCCCUGUCAUUCCCCCCUCUCCCGCUCCCUCUCAGCAUGUUCCACUCCUUUCCCCUGUCAUUCCCCCCUCUCCCGCUCCCUCUCAGCAUGUUCCACUCCUUUCCCCUGUCAUUCCCCCCUCUCCCGCUCCCUGUCAUUCCCCCCUCUCCCGCUCCCUGUCAUUCCCCCCUCUCCCGCUCCCUGUCAUUCCCCCCUCUCCCGCUCCCUGUCAUUCCCCCCUCUCCCGCUCCCUGUCAUUCCCCCCUCUCCCGCUCCCUGUCAUUCCCCCCUCUCCCGCUCCCUGUCAUUCCCCGCUACUCUCUCUCUCCCCAUCAGGGUCUGCUGCACGGCUUUGCAUCGGAGGAGCACCUCUCCGCUCUACCUGAUCGCGCACAAGCCCUGCAGGCUGCAGCAUCGCUCAUCGAUGCCUAUCUCCUCCGCCUCUCCUCCCCUCGCUGUGCCGGCGGUGCUCCUGCUAGUAACGAAGCAGCUGCUAUCGAGGAUGAGACGUCCAAGUCUGAAUCACAGGCUUUCCAGCCGGCCCUAAGUGUGGCGGAGUGGAAGCAUCUGGUCUCUGCCCUCCCGGCUGACGCGCGGCCGUCCCAUAACGGGUUGCUUAAGGCAGUAACCGCCUACCUGACAGCUGUUGGCACGGGAUUGGCUGAAUGGGAGGUGGCAACGCUGGUGGGUGUGGUAACCCCCUCGCGCCUCUCCCCCUCGGCCAUGGAAGCUGCUGCUGCGUGCUCUCUGCUGCCUCUGCCAUUCCUGGUCGCUGUGCUGCGCAUUCAGAAGGAGGUGGUAACGCUGGUGGGUGUGGCAAUGGACGCUGCUGCCGCGUGCAAGUUGCUGCCUGUGCCGUUCCUCGUCUCUGUGCUGCGCAUUCAGAAGGAGGUGGUAACGCUGGUGGGUGUGGCAAUGGACGCUGCUGCCGCGUGCAAGUUGCUGCCUGUGCCGUUCCUCGUCUCUGUGCUGCGCAUUCAGAAAGAGGUGGUAACGCUGGUGGGUGUGGCAAUGGACGCUGCUGCCGCGUGCAAGUUGCUGCCUGUGCCGUUCCUCGUCUCUGUGCUGCGCAUUCAGAAAGAGGUGGUAACGCUGGUGGGUGUGGCAAUGGACGCUGCUGCCGCGUGCAAGUUGCUGCCUGUGCCGUUCCUCGUCUCUGUGCUGCGCAUUCAGAAGGAGGUGGUAACGCUGGUGGGUGUGGCAAUGGACGCUGCUGCCGCGUGCAAGUUGCUGCCUGUGCCGUUCCUCGUCUCUGUGCUGCGCAUUCAGAAGGAGGUGGUAACGCUGGUGGGUGUGGCAAUGGACGCUGCUGCCGCGUGCAAGUUGCUGCCUGUGCCGUUCCUCGUCUCUGUGCUGCGCAUUCAGAAAGAGGUGGUAACGCUGGUGGGUGUGGCAAUGGACGCUGCUGCCGCGUGCAAGUUGCUGCCUGUGCCGUUCCUCGUCUCUGUGCUGCGCAUUCAGAAGGAGGUGGUAACGCUGGUGGGUGUGGCAAUGGACGCUGCUGCCGCGUGCAAGUUGCUGCCUGUGCCGUUCCUCGUCUCUGUGCUGCGCAUUCAGAAAGAGGUGGUAACGCUGGUGGGUGUGGCAAUGGACGCUGCUGCCGCGUGCAAGUUGCUGCCUGUGCCGUUCCUCGUCUCUGUGCUGCGCAUUCAGAAGGAGGUGGUAACGCUGGUGGGUGUGGCAAUGGACGCUGCUGCCGCGUGCAAGUUGCUGCCUGUGCCGUUCCUCGUCUCUGUGCUGCGCAUUCAGAAGGAGGUGGUAACGCUGGUGGGUGUGGCAAUGGACGCUGCUGCCGCGUGCAAGUUGCUGCCUGUGCCGUUCCUUGUCUCUGUGCUGCGCAUUCAGAAAGAGGUGGUAACGCUGGUGGGUGUGGCAAUGGACGCUGCUGCCGCGUGCAAGCUGCUGCCUGUGCCGUUCCUCGUCUCUGUGCUGCGCAUUCAGAAAGAGGUGACAGCGCUGGUGGGUGCGGUAACCUCCUCUCGCCUCUCCCCCUCGGCAGUGGAAACUGCUGCUGACUCGGCCAUUUCUCACAUGGGAGGAGGUAUGGAAAGAGGUACAGAGAUGGGAGGAGGUAUGGAAAGAGGUACAGAGAUGGGAGGAGGUAUGGAAAGAGGUACAGAGAUGGGAGGAGGUAUGGAAAGAGGUACAGAGAUGGGAGGAGGUAUGGAAAGAGGUAAAGAGAUGGGAGGAGGUAUGGAAAGAGGUACAGAGAUGGGAGGAGGUAUGGAAAGAGGUACAGAGAUGGGAGGAGGUAUGGUAAGAGGUACAGAGAUGGGAGGAGGUAUGGAAAGAGGUACAGAGAUGGGAGGAGGUAUGGAAAGAGGUACAGAGAUGGGAGGAGGUAUGGAAAGAGGUACAGAGAUGGGAGGAGGUAUGGUAAGAGGUACAGAGAUGGGAGGAGGUAUGGAAAGAGGUACAGAGAUGGGAGGAGGUAUGGUAAGAGGUACAGAGAUGGGAGGAGGUAUGGAAAGAGGUACAGAGAUGGGAGGAGGUGGAAAAGGGGAAGUCCAGCUCCUGCCGGUUGAGAUAAAAGGCCUGCUCUUCUGCGCGCCCUCAUCUUCUUUCUCCUUCCUCUUCCCUCCUGGGACAGAGGCAAGGGCGGCGCUGCUGCAACAGCAGAGGCAGGUGGAAGCAGAGGAGGUGGAGACGAGGAAGGCAGAGGCAGAGGCGGCAAGGGCGACACUGCAGCAGCAGCAGAGGCAGGUGGAAGCAGAGGAGGCGGAGACCAGGAAGGCAGAGGCAGCGGUGGGGCAGCUGAAAGAGCUGGUGGCGGAACAGAGGGGGCGGAAGAGGGAGAUUCAGAGAGAGCUGCUGGUGGUGAAGGCUGCCCUGCUAGAGGACCACCGUGCGCUCCAGACAGAGCUGGCAGAGGCAGAGGCACGCAAGGGAGCUCUGGAGCAGCAGCUCAGGGCCGCUGCUGUGGCUGCUCGCUAG
This is a messenger RNA of Closterium sp. NIES-65, 4137 nucleotides long. NCBI's taxonomy places the organism in Eukaryota, Viridiplantae, Streptophyta, Zygnematophyceae, Desmidiales, Closteriaceae. The record is from the annotation of a GenBank genome assembly.